AUGAGCCUACCUCUUCUGAAACUCCGACUACCCCAACGUCGUCACAAACAACCCAAGAACAAACAAGUUCAACAGAGCCGGAGACAACACAGGAGACAACACAGGAAGCCGGAGACAACACAGGAGACAACACAUGAGCCUACCUCUUCUGAAACUCCGACUACCCCAACGUCGUCACAAACAACCCAAGAACAAACAAGUUCAACAGAGCCGGAGACAACACAGGAGACAACACAGGAGUUUACCACUUCUGAAUCUCCUACCACUUCAACUACACCAACAACAACCCCAGAACAAACAACUUCAACAGAGCCGGAGACAACACAAGAUACAACACAGGAGACAAACUACUUCAACAGAGUCGGAGACAACACAGGAGACAACACAUUACCGGAGACAACACAAGAGACAACACAGGAGUUUACCACUUCUGAUUCUCCGACCACUUCAACUACAUCAAAAACAACCUCAGGACAAACUACUUCAACAGGGCCGGAGACAAAACAGGAGACAACACAGGAGCCUCUCUCUUUUUAUUCUCCUACCACUUCAACUACAUCAACAACAACCCAAGAACAAACAACUUCAACAGAGCCGGAGACAACACAGGAGACAACACAUGAGCCUACCUCUUCUGAAACUCCGACUACCCCAACGUCCUCACAAACAACCCUGGAACAGACAUCUCCAAAAGGGCCGGAAUCAACGCAGGAUACUACCACCUUUGAUUCCCCUAUCACUACAACGACUUCAAAAUCUACCCCCCAACAAACUACUUCUACAGAACCAGAAACAACGCAGGAGCCUACCAUUUGUGGUUGUUAUACCACUCCAAUGGUAACGACCCAAGAACAAACUACUUCAACAGGGCCGGAGACAAAACGGGAGACAACACAGAAGCCUAUCUCUUCUGAUUCUCCUACCACUUCAACUACAUCGACAACAACCCAAGAACAAACAACUUCAACAGAGCCGGAGACAACACAAGAGACAACACAGGAGUUUACCACUUCUGAUUCUCCGACCACUUCAACUACAUCAACAACAACCAAAGAACAAACAACUUCAACAGAGCCAGAGACAACAUAG
This is a messenger RNA of Strongylocentrotus purpuratus (purple sea urchin), 1089 nucleotides long. Its product is annotated as cell wall protein DAN4-like. The transcript has 4 exons. Lineage: Eukaryota; Metazoa; Echinodermata; Echinoidea; Camarodonta; Strongylocentrotidae. The coding region runs from base 1 to 1089 and encodes 362 amino acids. The record is from RefSeq and is a predicted model, not a curated record.